This is a messenger RNA of Penicillium longicatenatum, 1677 nucleotides long. Its product is annotated as fatty acid desaturase. Gene Ontology annotation, biological process: lipid metabolic process. Gene Ontology annotation, molecular function: oxidoreductase activity, acting on paired donors, with oxidation of a pair of donors resulting in the reduction of molecular oxygen to two molecules of water. Lineage: Eukaryota; Fungi; Ascomycota; Eurotiomycetes; Eurotiales; Aspergillaceae. The record is from RefSeq and is a predicted model, not a curated record. The transcript is spliced from 2 exons. Gene Ontology annotation, cellular component: membrane. The coding region runs from base 1 to 1677 and encodes 558 amino acids.
AUGAGCAAGACAUCCACCCUCGCGAGGGUGAGGAACAAGCUCUUGUCCAGACGCCAGAUCGAAGGCAUGAUUGCGGACAACCAGCUCAUAGUCAUCGUCGACGAUAAAGUGCUCAAACUCGAUGCGUGGGUAAAGUUCCAUCCUGGUGGUGAGCUCGCCAUCCAGCACAUGGUAGGCAAAGAUGCCACAGAUGAAGUGAACGCGCUACAUUCACCAGAGGCACGCCAACGCAUGCAUAAAUUCCAGAUCGGUCGCAUUGAGGGACGAUGGAAGAACUUCAUCCCUCCUAUCCAAAACGGAGAGUUUCGUCCGUACAUCGAAGAAGAAGACGAGCGUCCCUCAACUCCCGUAUCCAGCUCAGAAUCAUCAGCCCCACCUUCUCCCAUUUUCGACACCAAGCUAGACACACUCGGUUUGACACGGAGACUAUCAACGUCAACUAUUUCAUCUGCUGUCAGCUCUAUCCCUCCCAUGGACAUAAAAGGACGCACAUUUGUGGUAGACGCUCGUACGCAGGAGGAGAUCGAACUGGACGAAUCCAAGUACCCUUCUCUUGAUAUUGAAGAUCAGGCGAAUAUCGCUCAAAAAUACCGUGAACUCAACGAGCGCAUUCGUGCAGCUGGGCUUUACAACUGCAACUACACCGCAUAUGCUAUUGAAAUUUGUCGCUACUCUCUCUUCUUUGGUCUCUUCCUUUUCUUCUUGAAGAAUUCUUGGUUCUGCUUGUCUGGCUUUUUCUUGGGCUGCUUCUGGCAUCAACUCGUCUUCUCUGCCCACGAUGCUGGUCACAUGGGUAUUACUCACGAUUUCCAGACUGAUACUGUCAUUGGAAUGAUAAUCGCCGAUUACCUCGGAGGACUCAGUCUUGGAUGGUGGAAGCGAAGCCACAACGUUCACCACAUUGUUACCAAUGCUCCAGAGCACGACCCCGAUAUUGAACUUAUGCCUUUCUUCGCCCUUUCGCACCGUUUUUUCGACAGCUUGCGCAGCACAUACCACAAUCGCGUCAUGGAGUACGACGCCGUGGCGAAAUUCACAGUCAAAUACCAACACUACAUGUACUACCCGAUUCUCCUCUUCGGUCGCUUCAACCUCUACUUUUUGAGUUGGGAACACAUUUACCUCGGACUUGGUCCUCGACAUGGCGCUGGUUGGUGGCACCGAUGGUUCGAACUAGCCGGCCAAAUCUUCUUCUGGAUCUGGUUCGGCUACGGCGUUGUCUGGCUCAGUAUUCCAUCCUGGUGGAGUCGGGUCGCUUUCGUCCUGAUUUCUCACAUGGUCACUGCGCCACUUCAUGUGCAAAUUACCCUUUCGCACUACGCCAUGUCCACUGCCGAUCUUGGUCCCCAGGAAUCUUUCCCCCAACGGAUGCUGCGUACAACAAUGGACGUCGAUUGCCCCGCCUGGUUGGACUUUUUCCAUGGUGGACUUCAAUUCCAGGCCAUUCACCACUUAUACCCUCGCAUUCCUCGCCACAAUCUGCGCAAGACACAACAAUUUGUUAAGGAAUUUUGUGAAGAUGUGAAGAUCCCGUAUGCUGUUUUUACUUUCUAUAAUGGCAACAAAGAAGUUAUCACUCGAUUGGGUGAUAUUGCUAAGCAGGCGAGAAUCUUGCAGGAGUGUCAGAAGGCAUGCGCGGAACAAGGUGUUUUCGCUGACCACCUUCAUUCGCACUGA